AUGGACGCGUUACGAGGCCUCUCGAAGAAGGCAUCCUCCUCUAGUCUCUCGCAGUUUUUGGAUCUACCCAAACUUGAAUUCGACGUCUUGACUAAAAUUGUGGCCCUUACGCCUGCAAACACAACCACUUUCAACGCGUUAUUGGAGCCCUACCACGAGGUUUUAAAACAAUACGAUAUUGAUCAUCGAAGUGACGAGAAGAUAUACACAUUAUUGCUAAAGCUCAGUUUGGUACCUGGGUCGAAUUGGCGGCAGAAAUGGCACUUAAUCACCCAAGAACGCCAAUUUUCGCCAGUCGAAGCCAAAGGUGCUCACCGUGUUCAUGCGGGCGAUCUACCUCAACAACAGACGCAACACCUCAACAGAAACGUGAGGAAUGGCCCGAUGAAAAACGACGCAGAAUCCGCUACCGGGCCGGUAUCUAAUAGAUCACGUCUACCCAACAUGAAACGCGCGAUGGAACGCUUGGAUGUUGAUGCUGUCGGGCUGUCUCGAACCGCGAAAUCAAAUGUAUCUCCUGGCUUAAUGCAGGCAACGCCCAGGAAGUCCGUCCAUUUUUUGCCCUCUGCCCUCAAUCACCUUAGUAAUCCAAAGCCCACCAGAAAGCCCGAGACAGUCAUGCCUCUACAGGUAGCCUCAAACACACCGCAUUUGGUAGAUAAGAUCAACAUCUUAGCGCACACUUGGAGACAUCAGCAAACUUUGAGGAAGACAUUUUUUCAUUGGAAGUGGAAUCUGGACAGAUGGCGCAGAGUAGGCAAAGAAGUUCAAAGAGUCAGAGGUCUGUUGGAUCUCAGUGCCCCUUACGAACAAUGGAAGAGCAAGCAACGCGCGAUCAAAUUACAGCUUGUCACAGUUGAACGUGUUUGUCGCAUCAGAUUGCUCAUGAAAAGUUUGGAUUGCUGGAGACAAUUGACAAUCAAAAAAUGUGACGAAAGAUUACAAUUCUUUCGACUGCAAGCAUGCGAUGAAGUGCAAAGAAACCGGAAUCAAGUCUUGAUGGGAGAGGUGUUGAUUAGGCUGAAAAAUGCUGAGAAAUCCACGAUGGAGCGGCGAGACUAUAAUAUCGGCAGAUAUGUCAUACGAUAUUGGGUCAUCCUUGAACGCGGGCGAUUUCUUGAACACAUACGUGAUACAAGAUGUCUUCAGUAUCAUAUUGGGGUCUGGGUAGCAGAGCGGAGAGGAAUACAGAGUCGGCUACAAGCUAUGCAUACUUUGCACAUUGAGCAUAGGUCGAUGAAGGCCCUACGCACCGCAUGGCUAUCUUGGCAUCAGCGAUUGAGAGAUGCCCGUCAAGCUGAAAAAAUCGCAGAAGAGUGGUGUCGAGCCAAGACAUUACAACAUUUCUUGAGAACGAUGAAGAUAUGCUCCGAACAAAUUGCAGCCCGUUACAUCGAGUCUCAUCAGAUACGAAUACACCUAACCAGACACCGGCUCAUCAAGAUUUGGCGUAAGAAAACCCGUAAAAAGAGGGUGGCACGUUGGCUGCAGAUGUGUAAACGUAGACGAGUUCAAGAAUGGUACAACUUAUGGAUAAAAUUGUAUAGGCAGAAGAAGUAUGAGGUAAUCGCGUUGCAGAAGCUGCAUACAAUGGCUAGACUGCGGAUUUGUAGGACUGCUUUUGAAGUCUGGCAUUUUAAUGCAAUUUUUGUGAUCGACUGCGACCUCAAAGCCAUGCAAGUUUUUCGUAGGCGUACUAUCCACACUUACACGGUCCGUUGGGCGGCGAGAAAACACGACCUAUCAGAUUCAAUAGAGAUAGCCCUCCAUUUUUCAGCACGAAAUGAGUAUGUUGCAAAGAAACAGCUGUUUUUGUACUGGUUGAGUUUGACACGACGUUUGCGAGAGAAUCAAGUGAGGUUGGAUCGGCAGCUUUCCAACGAACGUAAUCGUCUCUUAUGCAAUGCCUUGAAAUGGUGGCGCGAAGUUCUGUGCGAGCGAAGGCUAACUGAUACAGAAAACGCUGUGAGAUCUCGUGGCGAGAAAAUUUAUAAAUCGCGUACGUUACAGACAUGGAUCGCUCGUUCCGGCUUGAUCACUAUACUACGAAGUUCUAGAAAGAGUUGUGCUCUCGCGCAUCUUCAGAUAUGGAGAACAACUACGCGCGAAAAAUUAGAUAGAAUGAUGGCUACUAAAAUCGAUCACGAAAACUUGUCAAAAGUUUAUUUCGCAAGAUGGUUACAGAAUUUUCUUGAUAUUAAAGCUUCCAAGAUGAUAAAUCGAUUCAGAUAUCCUACCACUUUGAAGAGAGGUCUAUCUUAUAUGUCUGGAAAUCAACAUCAUGUUGAGACCGAUGAGGAAAUAGCACCUGGACCCGGUGACUCUUUGAUGAUGACAGGGACCUACCAAGCGAACGGAUAUAACUCGACUUUAAGCUCAUUAAUGCAAAGACCAAAUAGAUUUUAAGUGUUGAAAUUCGAUCAUAGGAUGCUCAGAUUGUUUUGCUAUGUAUGUGAUCUUGGAAAUCUGUAAAAAAACCUUUUUGAAAUAUAGAGAGCAAUUUGUCUC
This is a messenger RNA of Melampsora larici-populina 98AG31, 2508 nucleotides long. RefSeq lists its product as uncharacterized. The record is from RefSeq and is a predicted model, not a curated record. Lineage: Eukaryota; Fungi; Basidiomycota; Pucciniomycetes; Pucciniales; Melampsoraceae. The transcript is spliced from 10 exons. Bases 1 to 2406 code for a protein of 801 amino acids.